AUGGCGGUAAGGUACCCCGACUACUACAGACCAGACCCUCUCAUCACAAACGGCGCUCACGAGGAGUUCCCCCCCAGUGCCGAAGCGCGACAGCUUAGCAAUCACGACGUCUACAGGUACUGCUUCGCCUGGAUCAGACGCGGAUGGUGUCACCUUGGACCUCAGCGCUGCAAACACCGCCAUGAAAUGCCUGGCGAAGAUUGGGUGAGACAGCACUUGCCGUAUAUUCAGCACUAUCCUCCUCGAUGGUACCUCGCUCAAGAUGUCACUCGCCACCCUGCUACCGCAAACGAUGGUGUGGACCAGCGUCUCGUGCCACAGAAAACGACGAUGGUGGCCCAACCAGGCUCUGCUGCAGGCUGCCAUGUGGCUACACUGCCCAGCACGACACCCGUCGACAUAGCGCCUCCCGAAGACCCUCUAGCCGCGCUUACUACGGCACUCCACACAGCCCAGCAAGAUCUUCCCAGUUCUGCAGCCGACAACAACCCUACCAGGCCUGACACAAUUACCACAACUGCUCCCCCAAGUACCGUCUUAGACACAACAGACACAACCAUCACGGUAAGUACCGGCGAUCACCACACUCGAAAGUCGAGGUCCAAAUCCAAGAAAGUGGGUUGGGCCUGUUCCCGCAAGAUCAGUGCUUCUUUCGACGAAGCAGGCAGAGUCACCAGGCAACGACGGACCAAGAACAUUGCCGAUAUCUCAUCCAUCUGCGGCGAGGAUUACACGACAUGGCUCCCCGGGUAUGCGACUCCAACGGAGAUCGUCGCUGGUACGGCAGAGUCUAAUCCAGUCGUGCUCAAAAUGGCUCAGCAUUGGCCGACGAUGCUGCUCGAGCUUAUAACCAACCUUGCCACGAGCACCAAAGGCGACCUGCCAACAAUGCAUGCUUGUAUCCGUCAAUCCUACGAUCUUUUGCCAGACCACCGACGGGGCAUCAUCAAAGGCUCGAGGACUACGGGUGCACUCUAUGAGCUGAUGCGACAGGCUUGCAACAUCGCCUCCGAGGUCGCGCGAGCACCUUCCGUCGCACUCGGUCCGAUCGUCAGCACGUAUACGUUACGUCGCUCCCGCGCCGCACCAACAACAGACGACGGUUGCGCAGAAGAAAUGAUCACCCGCCGCACAACUCGUGGCCUUGCGACAGGUCGCUGCACUUCCUACUAUCCCGACGCUUACGACGAAGACGACGAAGAAUUUCUGCCCACCAUCGACGAGCACGAUGAACAACAAGAUCUCAAGGAUCAGAUCCGCUGCGACACACCGGAGCCAGCACGAAAACGUAUCAAGAUCGAGACAGACAACCCCUUGACACCUGCCCUGACUCGCCUCUCCACAUUUUCCGAGCGAAGCGGCCCUAUCACAGAGCAGGGCCUUUCGAGGGACCUCAGCGCCCCGAACCCAAUCCCGAUACCAAUGUCGCUAGCCCCGCAGCAGCAGCAGAGCACGAGCGUGGCGACCAACGUCAGCACCACAGGUCUCGACAUUGCAGACCUCGAGGACGCUUACGAGAUCGCGGAAUUGAAACUCGCGGCCAAGGAGGCGAAGGCUGUUCUGGACGCAGCAAGGCGGAAGAGUGCUGGGACUUCGGCAGCUGCCGCGAUCGGGCUGGAUUGA
This is a messenger RNA of Recurvomyces mirabilis, 1623 nucleotides long. RefSeq lists its product as uncharacterized. The record is from RefSeq and is a predicted model, not a curated record. Gene Ontology annotation, molecular function: metal ion binding. The coding region runs from base 1 to 1623 and encodes 540 amino acids. The transcript is spliced from 2 exons. Lineage: Eukaryota; Fungi; Ascomycota; Dothideomycetes; Mycosphaerellales; Teratosphaeriaceae.